This is a messenger RNA of Racocetra fulgida, 858 nucleotides long. Lineage: Eukaryota; Fungi; Glomeromycota; Glomeromycetes; Diversisporales; Gigasporaceae. The record is from the annotation of a GenBank genome assembly.
AUGAAUAAUUAUCAAAGAAUUAAAUUGCCCUACGAACUUAAUGAAUUAGAAUGGGUUAUUUCUUUCAAAACCAUGUAUUAUCAUUACAAUAUUCUCCAUAAAAAUUAUGAAGUCAAACUUUUGGAAACACUGCGGGGAACCGAAAUCAUGGAACAAUUUCCUACUUUGGAGAACUUGAUGGAAAAUUUGGAGAAAUUGCCAGAGGAAAUAAAAGAUGAUGUACGUUUUUUUGGGGGCGGAUUAAUUAAUCAUAAUUUUUUUUUCGCUCACCUGGCUAAAUUUGAAUCCGAGCAAAAGGAACGUGAAAGGGCAGAAAAAAUAAGCCCCGAUUUGCUAAAUCUUAUUCAAGAAAAGUUUGGUAGUUUAGAAAAAUUAAAAAAAGAAUUGGUAAAAAGUGCCUUAAAAGUGCAGCACGCUUAUUAUUUGGAUUAUGGGGCUAAUCGCAAAGAGUAUGUGGAAAAAUUGCUUGACAUAUCAGUAAAAAAGAAUGGUUUGCCUCCGGAAAAGCCAGAGAAAUUGAAUGAUGGCUUAGAUGAUCCAAAGCCAGUUCCAGGUGAUAAAAAGGUAGAAAAAGUUGCUUAUAUAGGUAUGGCCUAUGAUGAAACUGGUAAAAUAAGUAAAUAUGCCACUUUUAGUACUCCGUUUCUUGAUGUUCCAGGUGAACCUCCAAGUAUAAGGGUUUUUCGUGUCGAUAAAAAUCACCCUAGAAUUAAAGAAUUAUUAAGCGAAGGAAAAGGAAAAUUAAAAGAGGGUAAAAAAUUUACUAUCCGUUAUGGAAAAGUAGAUAAAAAGUCAGAAAAAGGAAUUUUUAAUGUUCUUAAUGAAAACAAUUCAGAAUUAGAGAUUAAGGAGGUUUAG